This is a messenger RNA of Engraulis encrasicolus (European anchovy), 1578 nucleotides long. Its product is annotated as E3 ubiquitin-protein ligase TRIM35-like. Gene Ontology annotation, biological process: protein ubiquitination. Gene Ontology annotation, cellular component: cytoplasm. Gene Ontology annotation, molecular function: ubiquitin protein ligase activity. The transcript has 5 exons. Lineage: Eukaryota; Metazoa; Chordata; Actinopteri; Clupeiformes; Engraulidae. The record is from RefSeq and is a predicted model, not a curated record. The coding region runs from base 31 to 828 and encodes 265 amino acids.
CUAGUCUUUUGAGGUCAUUUGUAGGAGGACAUGGAGAGAUGGCAUUGGUCAAUUGCUGACUUAAACCUUGACUUUCAGGAGGAGCUGAAGAUGAAUAUGGUGCCCCUACAGGACAAGCUGAAGGUCUUUCAGAAGGUCACGGUCACCUUUGAGGAAGCAGAACAACACAUCCAGACUCAGGUCCAGGAUACAGAAAGACAGAUCAAGCAGGAGUUUGAGAAGCUUCACCAGUUUCUACGAGAUGAAGAGACAUCCAGGAUAGCUGCACUAAGGGAGGAAGGGGAGCAGAAGAGUCAGAUGGUGAAGAAGAAGAUUCAGAAGAUGAGCAGAGAGAUCUCAUCUCUUUCAGGCACAAUCAGAGCCAUAGAGGAGGAGAUGGAAGCUGAUGAUGUCACAUUCCUGCAGAACUACAAGACCACAGUUGAAAGAACCCAGUGCACACUGCAGGAUCCAGAGAGGCUUUCAGGAGCUCUGAUCAAUGUGGCAAAGCACCUGGGCAACCUGAAGUUCAGAGUCUGGGAGAAGAUGCAGGAGAUUAUUCAGUACACUCCUGUCACUCUGGAUCCCAACACUGCACACCCACGACUCAUCCUGUCUGAGGAUCUGACCAGUGUGAGAUGUGGUGAUAAGAAACAGCAGCUUCCUGAUAAUCCAGAGAGAUUUGAUAAGUAUGCCAGUGUGUUGGGCUCUGAGGGCUUUAACUCAGGGAAACACUGCUGGGACGUGGAGAUUGGGGAGAAUGAUAAUUGGUCCCUGGGUGUGAUGACAGAGUCUCUCCGGAGGAAGGGAAACUACACCUAUGAGUGGAAUGUGGUUUGUGUGGUAUAAACAUGGUAACUAUAAAGCAUGGCCCCCACAACAACCUUCCACUCCCCUCACAGUGAAGCAGAAACUCCAGAAGAUCAGAGUGCAGCUGGACUGGGACAGAGGAAAGCUGUCAUUCUCUAACCCUGUCAAUAACAAACCCCUACACACCGUCACACACACUUUCACUGAAAGAGUGUUUCCAUACUUUGGCACGGUACCUGCAUUGAAGAUCUUACCAAUGAAGGCGAAAAUAACAAUUCAACAUCAGAAGUAAGUGUGUGCAUCUGUGCGUGUGCACUGCAUCUCCACCCGUGCAGUUAAUGUCCGUUUAUAAUCCACAGCUCUGUGAUGAUGUGCUGAUGUUGUUAAGCUGUUUCAUACGCUGUUUCAUUCUACACCUUUAUAAUUGUCCAUUAUGCCAUAAUGGACACAUGCAUGAUGUAGGAUGUCCUUGUGCUGAUGUUGUCAAGCUGUUUCGCGUUAUUCUGUUAUUUGUAUUAUUUCAUGUUAACUGAUCCAGGGUCACGCAUUAGUGAGGCCUGAGAGGACAAAUGGGGAAUUUCCCAUCAUAUUUGUGUUUAAACUGUAAUGAUGCAGUGUGUUUCAUUUAUGAUGCACAAUUUGCUUAAUGCUCAUUUGUUUAAUUUGUCCAUACAUUUGUCUUUACUUGUCUUUACCAACACCAUUUUCACCAUCAGUACUUUCUAAUCACAGGUGUGAAGGAUGUUUUUGUCUCUGGUUUCAAAUGACAUUAUAUUUGUCUUUAAUCUG